This is a messenger RNA of Notolabrus celidotus (New Zealand spotty), 598 nucleotides long. It is a transcript of the gene apoc1, whose product is annotated as apolipoprotein C-I. The record is from RefSeq and is a predicted model, not a curated record. NCBI's taxonomy places the organism in Eukaryota, Metazoa, Chordata, Actinopteri, Labriformes, Labridae. Gene Ontology annotation, cellular component: high-density lipoprotein particle; very-low-density lipoprotein particle; extracellular region. Gene Ontology annotation, biological process: negative regulation of cholesterol transport; negative regulation of lipoprotein lipase activity; negative regulation of lipid catabolic process. Gene Ontology annotation, molecular function: fatty acid binding; phospholipase inhibitor activity. The transcript has 4 exons. Bases 130 to 381 code for a protein of 83 amino acids.
CCACGUGUACAUGUUGACUGAGGUCUGGUGAUGUGCGUCACAGCAGCCUUAUAAAGAGGAACACACUUCGGUGCCUAGAGACACUCGAGUUUUUUCUUCUCUCAGACGGAAUACAGAGUCACCGCAAAGAUGAGGCUGUACCUUGCAGUUGCCGUGCUGAUGCUGGCUUUGGUCGCAUACACAGAGGCUCAGGAUGACACCGUCGAGCAGAAGUUCGCAAAGUUUGGUGAACAGAUGACUGAGUUGGGCCAGAAUCUGGCUGAUAAGACCCAGACCGCCUUCCAGGGUAUCCACGAAAGCGAAUUUGCAACCACCACAAGGGACUGGUUCGCUAAGCAGAUGGAAAAGUUAAAGGCCAAGCUGGGGGAAAUCACUCAAUAGACUCCUUACGACACCCACCAUCCUCAACCACCCACGCCCACCAAUAACAUCUGACCUCCACGGAACGUGUCGAUGUGUCGCGCAUCUCUGCUGACCUGGCGACAUGGUUACAUCGCAACUCAAUAGAGAUGUUUUUGUCUUCAAUUGACUGUACUAAUCUUAAUGAUCUGAAAGAGUGCACUAAAGACAUCAAAGAAUAAACAUGUUUUUAUAUAAA